This is a messenger RNA of Sinocyclocheilus rhinocerous, 1583 nucleotides long. RefSeq lists its product as uncharacterized. Bases 92 to 1252 code for a protein of 386 amino acids. The transcript has 12 exons. The record is from RefSeq and is a predicted model, not a curated record. Lineage: Eukaryota; Metazoa; Chordata; Actinopteri; Cypriniformes; Cyprinidae.
AGCGGACUAGGGUCUUUACUAUAUUAUUUCGGCCCAGUUUCUUGUCGCGUUUCUAUUUUCAAAACCAAACAAGCUUUUGCUCAGAACAAGCAUGGAAGCUCACCCAAAUCCUAAUAAGAAGGGCAGAGCCGGUGGGAAGAAAAAGCAGCAUCUCUUCAGUGGUGACAUAGUCUUCACUUCCAAGAAUGGAUCCAUCCAGAAUAUACCCUGUCUGAACAAACGGCUCAAGUCAGUCACUGAUGCUGUUAUUGGCCUGCAGUACAUAUGGGAGUAUCGAAGCCCAUCUAAGUCGGUUCCUCCCCAUUACCAGUGUAAACUGUGUAAAGUUCAGCGGCUGCAGAAUGAAAUGGCUGCUCACAUCACUGGCUGGAAACACGGAUUCAGAUACAUGAAGCAGAACCACAAAGACAAGGUUCCCCAUGAGGAAGAGGCUGCACUUAAAGAUCCAGCCAUCAGGAAAGCCAUUAAAGCUACUGCUACUGAAGUGGAGAAAUCUGAGGGAAGAGGUCAAAUUAAGACUGUGCUAAAGGAGCCAUUUGAGGUUAUGGUGUUUCAGGCUAUGAAGUCUGCACAACCCAAUCCAGCAUUUGCAGGAGCUGCUGGUCUUCUUGGGCCUUCUCCAAGAGGGUUAAAACCAGGUGGUCCAUAUGGAGGUCCAGUGUACAUGGGGGAUUUCCCACCCCGGGGUGGCAUGAUGACCGAUUUCCCCCCUGGCAGGCGUGGGGGUAUGGAUGAACCCCCCAUGAGGAGAGGUUAUUCUGAUAUGGGAGACUUCACUAGCCCAGGUCGCUAUGGUAACGGCAUGCCUGGACCAGACAGGGGGAUGAUGGAAACAGAUGACAUGCAGCAUUUCCCUGAUGAUGGACCCAUGCGCAUGGGCCCAGAUGGCUUUGGGCCUGGUCAGCGUAAUGAGGGCAGGGGCAGACCUUUCCCUAAUGACAUGCCGAUGAACAGCAGCGGCGACAGAUUGAUGGGACAUGGCCCUAAAGGCCCGGAGAACAAUAGCCUCCCGGCAACACUGCUCAAAUACCUGGACUCUUUCCGUAUUGAAAACGAGGACGAUGCUCAGAUUGUCUUAAAGGUCACACAGAAGCUCACAGAUGUUCUGAUGGAGUAUCGCCUCAGAAGCAUUUCAUCGGUGCCCAGUGUGAAGCCUCUGCCCUCCAUGAAUUACUCAUCCUCGCGUCUUCCACACAACUCAAAUGACAGAUUCUCCAGCGGCAUGCCAGGUCCAUCAAGAUUCUACAACUGAACAUUGAUCUGAUGGAUGAGGCCAAGACUUGGAUGCAACCUGCUUUGCCUGUUUUUGACAUGGCUUUUUUGACUUUGUUCCUGACCAAACUUUUUUUUUUUCUUGACUUUUAGGCUGCUUUGUUUUUACAGUGUAUACAUGAGUAGAAUUAUUUUAAAUGUUUAAUUUUUUUCUUUCUCUUUUGAUGAAAGAAACAGGUUUGUAGCAACACAGUUUUAGUGAGUGAUUAAACCGUCUUUAAGUGAAGUCCGUAAGAUCCUCAAACAAUGUGACUGCUUGUUUCUAAAGGUCUGUUGCCAUGUGUAAAAUAAAUUCAUAGUUCCUUACAGAA